Molecule: messenger RNA, 3810 nt
Organism: Dipodomys ordii (Ord's kangaroo rat)
Lineage: Eukaryota; Metazoa; Chordata; Mammalia; Rodentia; Heteromyidae
Product: fibroin heavy chain
Exons: 5
Coding region: 1-3810 (1269 amino acids)
Source: RefSeq, a predicted model, not a curated record
AUGUCCUGUGGCUGCUUGCACCUCCAGCUACUGUUCCUGAAGUGCUGCAGGGAAGGCGUGUACGUAGAGGAAAGUGAGGCAGUGGGCAUUGUCCCUGCGUACUCACUUCCAGUGACCAUGGCACCGGUCAAAGAGGAAAGCGUCAGGAGAACUUGGCAGGCGGUUUCCAACUUGACCCAGGCACCAACCCGCUCCCAGCUGCCCGGGCCUCGCCGGGCAGCCGUUUGUGAGACACCCGGUCCGCAGUUCCCCAGCAGAAGUCAGAAGCGCGGUGGACCAGGCACCCGAGAGACCCGCACAGUGAGCUCCCGCCCCCCUCCCACCAUGCCUCCGCCCCCCACGCCCACUGCUAAGGUGCUGGAGAUGCUGAAGGAGUGGUGCCAGUCGGUGGGCGCCGACACCCGGCGCUCGCUGCUCAUCCUGGACAUUCCCGAGGAGUGCCAGGAGGGUGAAUUCGAGGAGGCGGUGCAGGCUUCCCUGCAGCCUCUGGGCAGCUACCGGGUGCUCUGCAGGGCCUUCAGAAAGGAGCUGGGCACCAGGGUGGCUUUGGUGGAGUUUGCUGAGCGUUUAAACCGAAAUCUGAUCCCCCAAGCCAUAGCAGGCAGCGGGGCUCUGUGGCCUGUGGCCUUCCUGCCGCACGCCCGGGAGGCCGAGGCCCAGGACAGCCCCGGUGGCGCAUUGCCCGAGGGGCACGGGGCAUCUGGGGCGGCGGCGGUAGUGGGUGAGGAAGGCGCGUCUGAGGAGGCGGGAGACGUGGGCUGGGUCCCCUUAGGCGACAAAGGAAUGGCCCGCGUGGCAGGCGGUCCCGUGGGGGGGGUCGCCGCUGGGGGGCAAGGAGCCGGGGAUGAGAAAGGAGCCGCGGGGGAGGAAGUAGCUGGGGGGCUUAAGGAGUUUGGAGCAGAGAAGGGAGCUGGGGAUGAGGAGAGAGUGGCAUCCGAGAAGGGACCAGAAGGCACGGCGGCGGCAGCGAUGGUGGCGGCGGCAGGUGCGGGAGGUGAGGAAGGGGCUGAAGCUGAGGCCCAAGAUGGAGACAAGGAGGGACCAGGGGGAAAGGAAGCUGCUAAGGGCAAAGGAGGAGCUGAGGGCCAGGAAGGGACCGGGGACGAGAAAGGAGAUGGAGAUGAGGAAGGAUCCGGGAGUGAGGAGACGUCGUCUUGGAGUGAGGACGGAGCCGCAGGCCGAGAUGGAGCUGGCGGCGAGGAGGACGGUGAGGAAGGAGGUGGGAGCGAGGACGGGUCCGGAGAGGAGGACAGAAGCGAGGAAGGCGAGGACGGGUCCGGGGAGGAGGACGGAAGCGGUGAAGGUGAGGGAGGAUCCCGGGAGGAGGACGGGAGCGGCGAUGGAGGCGAGGACGGGUCCGGCGAGGAGGACGGCAGUGAGGGAGGAUCCGGGGAGGAGGACGGCAGUGGAGGCGAGGAAGGAUCUGAGGAGGACGACGGAAGCGAAGUUGAGGAAACGGGUGGCGGGGAGGAAAGGUCUGGGGACGAGGAAGGGAUGGGGACCGCGGGCGAAGAAACUGGAGGCGAGGGCGAGGAGGGAGAUGGGGACGGAGAAGAAUCUGGGAGUGAGGACGGAGCUGGAGGCCCGGAAGCAGAGCCCGGUGAAGGAGCAGGGGGCAAGGCCGGUGGUGGGGGCGAGGAAGGGGCGGCAGGCGGGGAGAGAACCGAAGGCCAGAAAGCUCCCCAGGUUGUGGGACGAGGAGCUGGGGCCAGGAAAGGCGUCCGUGGUGAGGAGGAUGAAGGAGAUGGCCGCUGUGGGGCCUCCGGGGGCGAGGAAGGCUCUGCGGAUGAGGAAGGCUCUGGGAGUGAAGGAGGAUCGGGGGAGGAGGCGGGAUCCGGGCCUGAGAGCCAAGAGAGCGGAGAGGAGGAAGGAGGCGAGGGAGGCCCCGGGGUCCGGGGAGGAGCUGGUGAAGGCGAGGGGGUGGCCGUGGGUGCAGAGGGCGGGGCUGGGAGCGAGGAGAGAGAUGGCAGUGAGGGCGUCUCGUGGGCCAGCAGAGUGGUGGGUGCGGGGAAACGCCCUGGCCGGGCACCCUGGGCUUUGGAGGAGGACAGCAGCGACAGCGACAGUGACGCGCUGCAGGAAGGCUUGGGAGGCGAGGCAGAAGAUCCGGGCGAGGGAGCAGCUGCCGGUGAAGGAGGAGCCCCAGCCGAGGCUGGGGCGGAGGCUGGAGUUCUGGGUGAGGCAGAAGAGGCGGCCGAGGAGGAAGCGUUAGAUGAGAAAGGAACCCCCCCUGUGGCAGAGCUCUCCGGUGAGGAAGGGGCUUCCGGUGAGGAAGAAGGAGCGGGCAUCUCUGGAGCCGAAGGUGCUGAGGGAGAAGCAGGGGGCGUGGGCGCAGCGGGGGGCGCGGGGGCCCCCGGAGCGGCGGAUGCGGCCAGAGUGUCCGAUGAGGAGGGCGCUGGGGGCGACAUGGGCUUCGCAGGGGUGAUGGGGGUCGUGAGUGUGGCGGGUGCAGCGGGCGAGGCGGGCGUGCCGGGCGAGGAAGGCGCCUUCGACGCAGCCCGAGGGACCGAUGGGUCCGGCGCCUGGGCCCAGCAGUGGAGCCAGGCCCUGCAGCCGAUCCUGGAAAACAUGGCCUACCAGGAACUGAGACCGUUCUCCGGGCGGGAAGAGCCAGGCUGUGGGGAAGAGUCCUUCGAGAGCUGGCUGGACCACGCCAACGACAUGCUGUACCUGUGGCGCUACAUCUCUGAGCGGGAGCGGAGGCGGCGGCUGGUGGAGAGCUUGGGCGGGCCCGCCCUGGAUCUCCUGUGCGGGCUCCUGGAGGAGCACCCCGACACCCCCGCGCAGGACUGCCUGGGCGCGCUCGUGCAGGUGUUUGGGAACAAGGACACCCGGAUGACCGCGAGGCUGAAGUUCCUGACGUGCUCCCAGCGGCCGCGUGAGACUCUGUUUGCCUACGUGAUGCGCCUGGAAGGCCUGCUGCAGAUGGCCAUGGAGAAGGGGGCCAUCCACCCAGCGGUCGCCGACCAGGUGCGAGCCCGCCAGGUGCUGAUGCGAGCCCGGCCCAACCGCGUGCUCCAGAACAACCUGAGGAGGUUGAGGCUGGAGCGGAGGCCCCCGGGGUUUGUGGGGCUGCUGCGGCUAGUGCGGGAGACCGAGGCGUGGGAGGCGGGCCUGGCUAGGAAUGAGCGGGCCCACGGAGAGGUAGGAGCCAGGGGGCAGAGCGGUGGUCUGGCUGUCGCCCAGGCUGUGUGCGCCCACGGAGCUGCUGCUGCCGAGUCCGCCCUGGCCGCUGAAGGGGCCCCCCAGGGCCCCGCAGGCAGCGACGGUGCCCGCGGGGCCGCCUUGUGUGCCCACGGAGACGGAGCUGCUGCGGAGCCUGACCCUGACCAGACUGCCGGAGAGGCCACCGCUCGCGACCGAGAAGAUGCCGCUGUGCCUGCAGGCCUGAGCCAGGCAGCAUCCACCGAGGCUCCUGGCGCCCCCAGCCUGGCCCACAUGGGCCUUGCUUGUGGGGAGGGCCCGGGAGGGCCUGGCUGGGAGCCACAGAGCCUCCUCCGGGCAGCAGAGCAGGAGGCUGAGGAGUCCCAGCAGUAUCAUCUGGGGGAGCUCGAGGACAUCGUGGAGAACAUCCUCGAGUCCGAGGAGGAGGACGAUGACUACGACGAGGAGCUCGGGCAGGCAGCCAGCCUGGACACCCCAGUGAAGGACCAGGUCCGACCACGAUCAGGGGUGCCUGAAGACCAGACUGGGAGGUGUUCGGGUGGAGAGGCCACCAGUGUCCAGCCCCGAGGGGAGGUCCCGGCCCACCGGCCCAAGGCCAGGUGCCAGCAGAAAAGAGUGGACGAUGAAGACGACGAUGACGAGUGA